CUGAGAUCGUAACAUGCAUUAACACUCACCUACGCCAUGGGCGGCAGAAAAUCAAAGAGGUCUAUCUCGCAACCACGUUCUCAUUAUGCUCUGUUAAGUCCGGAGCAACGUGAGCAAAUCCGACCUUUUGUCUUCUUUGACCUGCCUGGCGAGAUCCGGAAUCAGAUAUACUAUCAUCUUUUGGCAUGCAGGCCAGCUCCGAAAUCUACUGACGAUCAUCUCAAGACAAUCAUCGCUCAAGGUAGGGUGCGGUACGAACACGAUGCGCUUGUCCAGCUACCCAAUCGGUUGCGCUUAAUAUGGACGCCGCGGUAUCAUGGCCCUUUCUUGACCAUUGCUAGAACCUGCAAGCAGGCAUACGCCGAGAUCAUUCAUCUCUUUUACUUCACAUAUCCCGUUGAAAUCCAUCUUGUGAUCCGCCACAGUCACAUCAAGCUCAGCGAGCUACCGGUCAUUCAAAUCAGCCGCGUUCAGACGCUUAGAAUACUCAUUACGUAUCACACUCAUUAUCCUGACCAGUGGCAUCCAACGAAUCGCAAAAAAGCGCGACCAAAAGCGAGCAUCGACCUCCAAAGGCUGUACAGAGCAGCGACGUCUUUGACUUCUUUACAUGUUUCCUUGAUGUAUGUGCUCAUAAGUCCUCACGAUGCUACACUGAGAGACCGCGAGGCGACAAGGUUGCUGCAUAACGUACUUCGUGGACUUCCAGACCGAGUGCAAGUUGCGUUCGGUCCUUGGAAAGAUCUUUUCAACAUAAAUUGGCCUCGCAUUAAUUUUGAACUUUUGGAUGGUGACAAACUGCGUGCCCUGGCUGAGGCAGUGGAAGACGCAGACGCAGACGCAGACGCAGACGUAGACGCAGAGGGGCGUGAAUUCGAAGUUGACAAUGAGCUGGAACCUCCUCAACGGCGACGUUUUGCAAGAAGAAUUCUAGGUUGUUUCAGGCGGAAGAAGUGAAUUUGCGAAUUUCAGCUAUUCAUCAGGUUACGGAAAGCACAUUUUACUCAAGUACACCGCUCUACAAGCGAGUUUUGUGUUCAUUAGUUCAUCUUGUUGGUGAUAUGUUCACGGUACAAGAUUUCAGAAACGGUUGUUGGAAUCUACAAGCAAUCACAUAUUGCAAAUCUUUCAAAUAGUUUUAAAUCAGGGAUACGUAUGCCGAUUCGAAAGCACGAC
This is a messenger RNA of Verruconis gallopava, 1176 nucleotides long. RefSeq lists its product as uncharacterized. The coding region runs from base 37 to 957 and encodes 306 amino acids. NCBI's taxonomy places the organism in Eukaryota, Fungi, Ascomycota, Dothideomycetes, Venturiales, Sympoventuriaceae. The transcript is spliced from 2 exons. The record is from RefSeq and is a predicted model, not a curated record.